Messenger RNA from Anneissia japonica, 624 nucleotides. Its product is annotated as zinc finger protein 862-like. NCBI's taxonomy places the organism in Eukaryota, Metazoa, Echinodermata, Crinoidea, Comatulida, Comatulidae. The coding region runs from base 1 to 624 and encodes 207 amino acids. The record is from RefSeq and is a predicted model, not a curated record. The transcript has 2 exons.
AUGUCUGAACGAACAGUCCAGGAGAUUAUACAUAUUCUUGCUGAAGUGAUACAAGCGGAUAUAUUAGCAGAAUACAGGCAGUCAGACCACAAGAGCAUCAUGUUGGAUGAGACAACAGAUGUAACUGUUGUUGAACAGCUUAUUAUGUAUGGUAGGUACCUGACACCUGACAAUAAGUUUCAUGCUGACAACAAUAUCAACAUCAAGAAGCUGCGAUCGGCAGGAACAGACGGCGCUGCCGUAAUGACAGGUAAGAGAAAUGGCUUUGUUAGGAGGCUCCAAGAUGUCAACCCUACCGUAACAGGAAUACACUGCUGUGCACACAGACUAGCCCUUGCUGCAGGGCAAGCUGGCAGACAGAUUCCCUAUGUGCAACGAUUCAAAGACACAUUAAGGCAAAUAUUUGAAUUCUAUGAAAACUCAGCAGUUCGACUAGCUGGCCUUCGUGCAGUUCAGGGGCUCCUGGAUGAUCCAAAGGUAAAACCAUGCAAGGCUGCAGAUGCGAGAUGGCUUAGCAUAGAUAGGUCAUGUAACAAGCUCAAUAUGUGUAUCAACAGUGUAAUAGUUUCACUGGAACAGGAGUUUGAGGAAAGAAAUGAUGCCAGGGCUGGAGAGAAUGAUUAA